Copidosoma floridanum is the source of this 453-nucleotide messenger RNA. RefSeq lists its product as uncharacterized. Lineage: Eukaryota; Metazoa; Arthropoda; Insecta; Hymenoptera; Encyrtidae. The record is from RefSeq and is a predicted model, not a curated record. Gene Ontology annotation, molecular function: odorant binding.
AUGAACAAGUUGCUUAUGCUUACCUUUGCUUUGUCCAUCAACUUUGCUCUAUCGAUGAAAAAUGAUCCGGAAUUACUGGACCACAAACGUAAUUCAAUUAUAAGUCUGCAAAACUUUUGCUAUUGGGAAACUGGUUUUACGAAAGAGAAACAUAAACUAAUACGAGACACACUUGCAUACUUAUCAGACACGAAUUACUAUUGUUACGUAGGCUGCUAUUGUACCCACUUGAAACAUCUAUCGCUUUUUGAGAAAACAUUAAACUUCGAAGCGGUUGUGACUUCUGUCACUCGAUUACUCUCUAUUCCAACAGCACACCACGUCAUUAAUCAGUGCACAAAUAUAAGUACAAACAGUCUGUGUGCUGCUGGAAGAGAGAUUCACGAUUGCUUUGCUCAAAAUGGAGUCGCUAUUGUAGGUUUAAUUGGGUACUUUGAUGGAGAUAAAAAUUAA